Penicillium cataractarum is the source of this 1416-nucleotide messenger RNA. Its product is annotated as FAD-binding oxidoreductase. The record is from RefSeq and is a predicted model, not a curated record. The transcript is spliced from 3 exons. Gene Ontology annotation, molecular function: FAD binding; catalytic activity. Lineage: Eukaryota; Fungi; Ascomycota; Eurotiomycetes; Eurotiales; Aspergillaceae. The coding region runs from base 1 to 1416 and encodes 471 amino acids.
AUGAUGAAGUGCAAGGCUGUGACCGUAGGGUCCUCUGAAUAUGAAACACUACGAACCCGAUUUUUCCACGCCCGAGUACCCCCGACGAAGCCCGCGGUAAUCUACAGCCCUCAAUCGACUUUUGAGGUAGCAGAGAUUAUCAACCAAGCGCGCAUCAGCAACUUAAAGGCUGGGGUGCGAUCUGGCGGUCAUUUGUUCCCCUGCUGCUCGCUGAUACAAGGUGGUGUCUUGAUUGACACCAGCCACCUCAAUCAGGGAAUCAAGUAUGAUAGCCUGACUCAGUUGGUAGAAUUUCCACCAGGAGUUCGAUCAAAAGAGCUUGCCGACACCUUGACGGCUGAAGGCAGAUUUUUCCCCUUCGGACACUCGCCAACCGUUGCGGCAGGAGGAUUCCUACUCGCCGGCGGGCAAGGCUGGUUCAUGCGUGGAUGGGGAUGUACCUCUGACAGUUGGGUUGAACGUAUGGAAAUUGUGACUGCGGAGGGCCAGAUUGUGCAGGCAAGCAAGACGGAAAAUGCCGACCUAUUUUGGGCUGCGCGAGGCAGUGGCCAGGGAUUUUUUGGUGUCGUAACGAGGAUCUGGGGGAAAACAAUUCCGACGCGUCGAUUGUGGGAGACGGUCGCAGUCUUUGAUUGUACUCAAUCCUUCACUGCUGUCCUUCGUGCUCUAUUUGAACUGAGCGACAGUACUCCCAAGCACGGGGUUGAAAUAGCCUUCGCGACCUUCCGGCCAGACCGCGACGAACCGGAUCUUGGCCAAGAGGUGGGAGAUACCCGGGUCUUCCUAGCGGCCAGUGCGAUAGCUUUUGUCGACACGAUGGCCGAAGCGCAGUCUUUGUUAACUCCCUGGACAACUCUGCCGCUGGCUUUAAAGCAGCAUCUGGUGUCGAUAACGCCGACAUGCGAACGAAGUUGGAGCGAAUUAUUUGAGGCCCAGGACAAACUGAAUCCUUCGGGGAAUGGGGAGAGAUGGCAGUGUGACAGCAUCUUGGAUCGUCCAGGCGUAACGAGAGACGAGCUGAUCGCCACAAUCAAACCGGCUCUGUAUGAUCUGCCCACACGCCGUUCAAUUGGAUGUAUCUACAUAGGAGAUUAUUUUCCGGAUGAGAACAACCAAGCCAUCAGUCUUCCACAGCAUUAUUAUAUUGCCUCGAUGACUUGCUGGACUGACCCUUCAUGGGAUGAUCGCAUGAGACAUUGGAUGCGCCGGACAUAUGCUUGCGCCUCCAAAGUAUCAUGCGGGCAGUAUAUUGCUGAUUUCGAUGUAAAUCAGAGAUUCACCCCGCUAGCUCUCCAGGUGCUUUCCGAAACCGCGCUAGAGAGAUUUCUCGCCAUCCGCCAAAAAUGGGACCCGGCGGAGAUGUUUGUUGGCUAUCGUGGAUUCAGCGGGCUGGCUGCGAUUCCAUCAAAUCUGUAA